Messenger RNA from Quercus robur (English oak), 1770 nucleotides. RefSeq lists its product as uncharacterized. Lineage: Eukaryota; Viridiplantae; Streptophyta; Magnoliopsida; Fagales; Fagaceae. The record is from RefSeq and is a predicted model, not a curated record. The transcript has 6 exons. The coding region runs from base 275 to 1570 and encodes 431 amino acids.
CGGGACUCGGAACUAGGAACUAGGAACUAGAUAAAAGGAUACAUACAUAGGAAAGAGUGCGUUGACGACGAAGGACAAUAAAUUUGAGCCAAAAAAAAAUAAAACACAACAACAACAGCAACAACAAUAAAACUAGAAUCCCAGUUCAGAUCUAUCUGUCUUUGUCUGUAUUAGUAUUUGGGAGAAGAAGAAAAACAAAGGGAAAUUUCCUUUUGAAUGAAUCCUCUCAAAAUCAAAUCAUGUAACGUUAAAAGAUUUGAUUUUGAGAGGUAUAAUGGCGUAUAGAAGGAAGCAACAACAACAGCAACAGGGAAUAACAUCAUCAUCGUCUUCGUUAUCAAGACAUUCUUCCAUUUUUUUGGAGGACGAGGAGGAGGACAUUGAUGCUGUUGAUGCUGAACCACAAAAACAACCACAACAUCAUCAAAGAAUUCACAAGCCUCAGCUUCAGCCUCAGCCUCAGCCUCAGCCUCAGGCUCAAUCUCCGGCAUCUCUAGCGGCAAAGGCUAUAAGAGCAUCUUCGGCCCACCGUGACUCUUCCCUCUCCUCUGCUUAUGGUUAUGGCCACUCUUCUCCUCUCUCUCCUUCCUCUUCCUCUUCCUCUUCUCGCUCUCCCAACCCCACCAGAUCUUCUCCUCCAGUCUCCCUCCAGGAUUCCAAGCCUUAUGAGUAUACAUCAAUGAAAAGUAUGAAUGAAUCCAAACAUGGGUUUUGGGGUGUUUUGGCUAGAAAAGCUAAAGCCAUUCUUGAUGAGGAUACUGAACCCCAACAUUUUGAAACGCCUGAAAGGAAAAGGUCUCCCAUGUCUGCAGCUACACCCACAAUGGGCAAGUAUGAAAAUUCAAAUCACUCAGAUGAGAGACGUCAAAACACAGAUGGUCCUGCACUACAGAAGGGGUUGGGUGCCAUUGCAUCUUCUCUUAAUUAUAUUGGUGGCACCAUUGGUAAUGCCUUAGAGGAGGGUCUUACUAUCGUGGAAAGUCGGACUGCAGACAUCAUUCAAGAAACUCGCAAACAUAUGAAGAAAAAGCCUGGCGGUUCUGAGGCACAGAAUCAGGUGCCAAACCGUAGUAAUGCAUGGCAACAACCACAGAUGCAACCCCAGAUGCAAACUGACCAAGGACUUCAACUGAAGGCAUCUCGCGACGUUGCUAUGGCAAUGGCUGCAAAAGCAAAGCUUCUUCUUCGGGAGUUGAAGACUGUCAAAGCAGAUCUGGCUUUUGCAAAGGAGCGAUGUGCUCAGCUGGAGGAAGAAAAUAAAAUUCUUCGAGAGAAUCGUGAAAGGGGAAGCAACCCAGAAGAUGAUGAUUUGAUACGGCUUCAACUUGAAACACUUCUGGCAGAGAAGGCCAGAUUGGCCCAUGAAAACUCAGUCUAUGCACGUGAGAAUCGCUUCCUAAGGGAGGUUGUUGAAUACCACCAGCUCACUAUGCAGGAUGUUGUAUACUUGGAUGAGGGCACUGAACAGGUCACUGAAGUCUACCCCAUCUUGGGAACCUCAGGGUCGAAUCUUAACUCUAUUUCCUCAGCACCGACUCCACAACCACCUCCUGGGGCUAUCUGCAAGUGACGGAAGACCAUGCUGAGCUGAGGGGGUCAUCUUCCCAAAUGCCACAUAAACAAGCUUGUACAACUCCAUUAGGAUUGCAAAAGAUAUUAUAAAUGCUUUUCUUUAAUUGGGAAUUUCUUGUAUUCCAUGUUUCAACAAAGGUUUGAAAUGUAACAAUAUGAUUUUCUUGUUUUUAUAUAUUAUUAUGAUUAUUAUUAUUA